Anopheles darlingi is the source of this 2432-nucleotide messenger RNA. It is a transcript of the gene ref(2)P, whose product is annotated as protein ref(2)P. Gene Ontology annotation, biological process: endosome organization; aggrephagy; mitophagy. Gene Ontology annotation, cellular component: aggresome; amphisome. The coding region runs from base 334 to 2037 and encodes 567 amino acids. NCBI's taxonomy places the organism in Eukaryota, Metazoa, Arthropoda, Insecta, Diptera, Culicidae. Gene Ontology annotation, molecular function: zinc ion binding; K63-linked polyubiquitin modification-dependent protein binding; protein kinase C binding. The transcript has 3 exons. The record is from RefSeq and is a predicted model, not a curated record.
UGGACUGAAGGAUGCGGAUUUACGCAUCAAGAUUUCUCAGACUGGACCAGGACUGGAACAAGUCAUUUUCAUUAUUCAGCCAGUCAUUCUCAUUAUUCGGCAGUUUUUCCUUGGCUGAUGUAAUCCGUGAUCCGUGAUCCGCGAGCUUCGGCGUCCUCGGCAACUAUAAAUACCGACGACGCAAAAGGCAAAACAACUCAAAAAGUCAGAGACUCGUUGUGGAAGCUCCUAGUGUUCUAGUGUUCUCCAGCGGAAAAUUCCUCUUGUUUCAGUGCGUGUGUGCUUCUUAUUUUCACCUAAAACCGUUUCCGAGCGUGCCUUGCUGCUAUCAGCAUGAAUAGAUAUAUGAUGAAUGGGUUCGACAUUAAGGUGACGGUGGUCCACAAAACCUACAGAGAGCAUUACGUGCUCUUCCGAGGGUCUGUUCCGAAUUCGCUGAAUGAGUUGCUCCUACAGACGAAAACUCGAAUGAUUCGUUCGGGCUCUCCGAUUUUGGAUCAGUUUGACGAAUCCUUAACUUUCGGAUACUGGACGGGACGAAUCGCUUGCAUCGAUAAGGACGGAGAUGAGAUACUGUUGGUGGAUGAUUUCGAUUUCCGGGGUUACAUAAAUUCGCUCUAUCCAGGAGCUAUGGGAACCAUGAUUAUUCGUUUAACAUCAACCAAACCGGAACCGGAUGAGGCGUCGAAGCAGAAACCUAUCCAUUACGCCUUCGAUUCAUCCGUUCCGGUUAUAACCGCGGACGCCGCAGGUAUGCCGAUAGAGGUCCAUGAAGCUCUCCGCUCCGGAUGCAUGCCUCCUACAAGCAAACCUCUACAGGGCAAGCGCUCAGCGAUACCACAAACCGACGGCAGAAAGCUUCCGUUACACAAAAAUGUCAAAUGCGAUGUGUGUGAUGGCGAGAUACGGGGCCAUCGUUACAAGUGCAUGACUUGUCAGAACUAUGAUCUGUGCAUGAGCUGCGAAGGCAAGUAUCGUCACAAGGAACAUAUUAUGCUGCGCCUCCCGACCCCCGAAAUCCGUAGGCACGGUGCAUACAGCGUGUUCGACAAACUGCGCUAUUUUGUGACGAAGAUGACGCCGCUCGUGACUGGAGAGGAAACGCACACGGGCAGCACCACAGAAGCAGUAGGCCGUGCCGCUGAAGCUGAUCACUCGACGAUGAACCAAGCUUCAUCAUCCAAGCAGGGACAGCAACGAUCGUCCGCUAAAACAAGCGUCAACAACCCUGAUUUGCGUGUCUUCCUACAAUCACAUACUGGUGAAUUAGGAGCAAAGUCAUCGGAAUGCUCCCAGGAAAAGAACAACACUUUGACCGAUGAGUCUUUGACUUCUACAGCAAAACAGGAACUCCAGAACAAGCACCAUGAGGCCAAUGGUAAUGGCAGCGUUAAGAAGACGCAAGAGAAGGAUAGUGAUGAGAGGGCUUCCGUGGAGGAGGACGAUUCAACGGAUGAACUGUGGACAGUGCUCGAUGGGAAAGGUAGCACUACUCCGGAAGAAGUAUUGGUCAAACUCGAUUCUCCUGGCCCGUCUGUAUCAUCGCCCGUCAAAAACACGGAACCAACAACGGCACCGAUAAAGGUCGAUGAAGCCGCUGCACCAUCGAACCGUACCCAACCAGAUGUAAGGAGCAAGAUGAAUCAGCUCACUGAACUGGUGGCUGCGGCCGUUCUGGAAGGUACUCGCUUGAUGAGCGUACCAUCUCCUGAACGACCGGUACCGCCGCCGAUCAUCCAAGAUGACCACGACGAGCAAGCAGUUCGUGUUGAUGGUGCUGCUGCAAAGGAAUCAGGGGCUUCGUCAGUUGCCACUGCCGCUACUGUAUCAUCGGAUCCCAUUAAGACCGAUCCGACCAAGAUAUACAGCGAGCUGCCGCACGUUAACCAUGCCAUCCACACGCUGAUCACCAUGGGAUUCAGCAACGAUAAUGGAUGGUUGACGCGUCUUCUGGAAUCGCUCGAUGGUGACAUACCGAAGGCACUCGAUCUGCUGUUGCUGCAGCCGUCAGCCACUAACAAUCCACCACGCUCUUAAGCUCUUGUUAUCGUUUGUAACGAACGAUAAAUGAUGUUGGAGUGUUUUUUUCCUUUGAUUUCUUCCAUUUAUUCGCAUUUAGCGAAGUAGAUUUAAGAGAUUUUAUGUGAUGAAGUAUCAUUUUUACGAAUUAUCAGAAUUUCAAAAAAUGUAUCGCUAUUCCUCCUUCCCCGCCCACCGCCUGAUACGUUCUAAUCACUUAGCAUCACAGCAGACCAUGAUCUGCUUAGAGAAUCGAAUUUACAUUUUUUUCUUUUGCCUACUGUAUACGGUGUUCGGCAGCUAUGCUUACAAUCUUCCUUGCGUUUCAUUGCAAUUGCACACUUAGGCGCAAGUAUUAUUUCUUAUUAUUCGUCAAAUAAAGGACAAAAUGGUUGAACGAUUGUUCGAUCGGC